Molecule: messenger RNA, 2120 nt
Organism: Lathyrus oleraceus (garden pea)
Lineage: Eukaryota; Viridiplantae; Streptophyta; Magnoliopsida; Fabales; Fabaceae
Product: protein HEAT STRESS TOLERANT DWD 1
Exons: 11
Coding region: 176-1663 (495 amino acids)
Biological process (GO): ribosome biogenesis
Cellular component (GO): nucleolus
Molecular function (GO): protein binding
Source: RefSeq, a predicted model, not a curated record
AUUUCAUCACAUCACUUUGCAAAGUUUGAGUUCUCCCUUUUCCUUUAACCUAGUUAUCACCACUGAAAUUCAAUCACGCCGUCUUCACCAUCCCUCCGCCGCGAACGCACCGAUUUCGCCGGCGGUUAACUACUUACGCUCUUUCUUCUACUUAUUUUUUUUGAACUAAUCGAAGAUGACUCGUGGCAUAAAACAUCGCCAAAAGGCAAAGAGCAAGACCAAGAAACGGAGUGAAUCAUCUUCUUCAGCGCCACAGGUUCCAGUUAAAGUGUGGCAACCUGGCGUGGACAAAUUGGAAGAAGAUGAAGAGCUUCAGUGUGAUCCUUCUGCUUACAACUCUCUUCAUGCUUUUCAUAUUGGAUGGCCUUGUCUUAGCUUUGAUAUUUUACGUGACACCCUGGGCUUAGUUCGAACAGAAUUUCCGCACACGGUGUAUUUCAUGGCAGGAACACAGGCUGAGAAACCUUCUUGGAAUUCUAUUGGGAUUUUUAAAGUAUCCAAUAUUUCUGGGAAGCGACGUGAGCUGGUGCCUAAACGUGAAACUGAUGACUCUGGAAUGGAUGAUGAGGAUAGUGACAGCGAGGAUGAUAGUGAUGAUGAAGAAGAAGGUGGUGCCACGGGUCCGACUUUGCAGUUGCGGAAGGUAACUCACGAGGGCUGUAUCAACCGGAUACGCGCCAUGGCACAAAAUCCUCAUAUAUGUGCAACUUGGGCAGAAUCUGGUCACGUACAGAUCUGGGACAUGAGCUCCCAUCUCAAUGCUCUAGCAGAGACAGAAUCGGAAGGUGUCCAAGGAGUUGAUGUAGUUCAGGCUCCACUACAAAAAUUUAAGCACAAAAAUGAAGGCUAUGCUAUAGACUGGAGUCCUCUUGUUCCAGGAAGGCUUAUAUCUGGGGAUUGCAACAAUAGUAUUUAUCUUUGGGAGCCUACAUCUGCUGCAACAUGGAAUAUUGACACAACUCCUUUUACUGGACAUACCGGUAGUGUUGAAGAUCUGCAAUGGAGCCCUACAGAACCUAAUGUUUUUGCUUCUUGUUCUGUUGACAAAACCAUUGCAAUAUGGGAUACUCGUGGGAGGUCACCAGCUGCGUCUUUUAAAGCACAUAAUGCUGAUGUGAAUGUAUUGUCAUGGAACAGGUAUUAUAGCAUUGACUUUUUGUGCUCCAUCAUCUCAAUUUCCAUCAUAUAUCUCUUCAUGAUGUUGUAUUUUAUUGUACCGAGUAGGUUGGCUAGUUGUAUGUUGGCGUCGGGCAGUGAUGAUGGAACUAUAUCUAUUCGUGAUCUCAGAUUGCUUAAGGAAGGAGAUUCUGUGGUAGCUCAUUUUGAAUACCAUAAGAAUCCAAUCACAUCCAUUGAGUGGAGUCCACACGAAGCUUCUUCACUAGCUGUUUCAUCCUCUGAUAAUCAACUUACAAUAUGGGACCUUUCUUUAGAAAAGGACGAGGAAGAGGAGGCUGAAUUUAAAGCUAAAACCCAAGAACAUGUAAAAGCUCCUGAAGAUCUGCCUCCCCAACUAUUGUUUAUUCACCAGGGGCAAAAAGACCCCAAAGAACUGCACUGGCACACACAGAUUCCUGGAAUGAUAGUAUCUACUGCAGCAGAUGGAUUCAAUGUCCUCAUGCCUUCGAAUAUUCAGAGCACACUGCCAUCAGAUGGUGCUUGAUACGGGGCCCUGUUCAGUUUUCAAGCAUGUUACAAGGGAUAUUAUCAUUAUUUAUGCAAACCUUGCGGUGCAAGCAUCCUGAAUCUGAUGUUAUGGUUUGCUGUUAUAGUUUGGAUAUGGUGUUUCACGGAUAUUAUCAUUAUUUAUGCAAACCCACCUAUAGGUAUUGCUGUUAUAGUUUGGAUACGGUGUUUCGCGGUGCAAGCAGCCUGAAUCUAAUGUUAUGUCAAAGAAAUUUUACUUUUGUGCUUUAUUAAUUUCCUUAGCUGCUUGUGCCAAGUUUUGUAACGAGUUGAGUGUCUUCAGAUGGUGGUGGAAGCUAUAAGCAUAGAUAUUAUCAUUAUUUAUGCAAACCUUGCUUUCAUUAUGUAUCUUUUUUUAUUAAUAGUUUCUUGUUGAUGUUAGAUGAGUACUAGUGAGCAUAUAUUUGAAAGUAAAUUGAAAGUAUUUCUUUCUA